AUGGAGGACGGCCAUUGCAAGACAGUGGACGAGGUUUUAAAUUACUUUAACGUUGAACCUGAGAAGGGAUUAGGACUUGAUCAAGUCAAGAGGAACCAGGAGAAGUAUGGUUUCAAUGAAUUGCCAGCCGAGGAGGGAAAGUCUAUAUGGCAACUCAUCCUGGAGCAAUUCGACGACCUCCUAGUUAAGAUUCUUCUAUUAGCCGCUAUUAUUUCUUUUGUAUUAGCUUUAUUUGAAGAGCACGAAGAUGCAUUCACGGCCUUCGUCGAGCCCUUCGUCAUUUUGCUCAUCCUCAUCGCCAACGCCGUAGUCGGUGUAUGGCAAGAACGUAAUGCCGAGUCCGCGAUCGAAGCGUUGAAGGAAUACGAGCCCGAGAUGGGCAAGGUCCUGCGAAUGGACAAGGCCGGUGUCCAGAGGAUUCGUGCCAAGGAGAUCGUGCCCGGGGACAUCGUCGAGGUGUCCGUCGGUGACAAGAUCCCGGCCGAUAUCCGUUUAACCAAGAUCUUCUCGACCACCCUCAGGAUUGAUCAGUCUAUCCUGACUGGUGAAUCAGUCUCGGUGAUCAAACACACGGAUCCCGUUCCUGACCCACGCGCUGUCAAUCAGGACAAGAAGAACAUCUUGUUCUCCGGUACUAAUGUAGCCGCUGGCAAGGCUCGCGGUGUGGUAAUUGGAACCGGACUGAACACCGCUAUUGGUAAGAUCCGUACGGAGAUGUCCGAGACUGAGGAGAUCAAAACGCCUCUGCAACAGAAAUUGGACGAGUUCGGCGAACAAUUAUCGAAAGUUAUCUCUGUGAUUUGCGUCGCUGUCUGGGCUAUCAAUAUUGGACACUUCAACGAUCCUGCUCACGGUGGAUCUUGGAUCAAGGGAGCCAUCUAUUACUUCAAGAUCGCCGUUGCUCUGGCUGUAGCCGCCAUUCCCGAAGGUUUGCCGGCUGUAAUUACCACUUGUUUGGCUUUGGGUACCCGUCGUAUGGCAAAAAAGAACGCUAUCGUGCGAUCCUUGCCAUCCGUCGAGACCCUUGGUUGUACCUCUGUUAUCUGCUCGGACAAGACCGGUACCUUGACCACCAACCAAAUGUCUGUUAGCCGAAUGUUCAUUUUCGACAAAAUCGAGGGCAACGAUAGUAGCUUCCACGAGUUUGAGAUCACUGGUUCGACUUACGAACCAGUGGGUGAAAUCUUCGUGAAGGGCAUGAGAAUCCGUGGUCAAGAUUAUGAAACUCUCCAUGAGAUUGGCACGAUUUGUAUCAUGUGCAACGACUCUGCUAUCGAUUUCAACGAAUUCAAACAAGCAUUCGAGAAGGUUGGUGAGGCAACGGAAACUGCUCUUAUCGUCCUUGCAGAGAAGAUCAACCCGUACGGUGUUUCCAAGAACGGACUGGACAGGCGUAACGCUGCUAUCGCUGUUAGACAAGACAUGGAGACAAAAUGGAAGAAGGAAUUCACUUUGGAAUUCUCUCGUGACCGUAAAUCUAUGUCCUCUUAUUGUACACCCUUGAAGCCGACUAAAUUGGGCACUGGACCGAAACUCUUCGUUAAGGGCGCUCCAGAAGGUGUCUUGGACAGGUGCACGCAUGCCCGUGUUGGCUCUAGUAAGGUUCCUCUUACCUCUACUUUGAAAAAUCGUAUCUUAGACUUGACUCGUCAAUACGGUACUGGUCGAGACACUCUGCGUUGUCUUGCCCUCGCCACUGCUGAUCACCCAAUGAAGCCUGACGAUAUGGAUCUUGGCGACUCCACAAAAUUCUAUACCUAUGAGAAGGAUCUCACCUUUAUCGGUGUCGUUGGUAUGCUUGAUCCACCUCGCAAAGAAGUGUUUGACUCUAUUGCGAGGUGUCGUGCUGCUGGUAUUCGUGUAAUUGUUAUUACUGGAGACAACAAAGCCACUGCUGAAGCCAUCUGCAGACGUAUCGGUGUCUUCGGUGAAGAUGAGGACACGACUGGAAAGUCGUACUCUGGACGUGAGUUCGACGAUCUUCCUGCAUCAGAACAGAAAGCUGCUUGCGCCAGAGCUCGUCUCUUCUCUCGUGUGGAACCCGCUCAUAAAUCUAAGAUUGUUGAGUUCCUACAAAGUAUGAACGAAAUCUCAGCUAUGACUGGUGAUGGUGUAAAUGAUGCUCCUGCCUUGAAAAAAGCUGAGAUUGGUAUCGCUAUGGGUUCUGGAACUGCUGUUGCGAAAUCAGCUUCUGAGAUGGUACUGGCUGACGACAACUUCUCUUCCAUUGUCGCGGCUGUUGAGGAAGGUCGUGCCAUCUAUAACAACAUGAAACAGUUCAUUCGUUAUCUGAUUUCUUCCAAUAUUGGCGAAGUCGUGAGUAUAUUCUUGACUGCCGCUCUUGGUCUUCCCGAAGCUCUGAUCCCUGUACAACUUUUGUGGGUCAACUUGGUCACUGACGGCCUUCCAGCUACUGCUCUUGGUUUUAAUCCACCAGACUUGGACAUCAUGAGCAAGCCUCCCCGUAAAGCUGACGAAUCUCUUAUUUCUGGCUGGUUGUUCUUCCGCUAUUUGGCUAUUGGCGGAUAUGUAGGUGCUGCAACUGUUGGAUCAGCUGCAUGGUGGUUCCUGUACAGCCCGAAUGGACCACAGAUGAACUAUUACCAAUUGACUCAUCACUUGGCGUGCCUUGGUGGUGGUGACGAAUUCAAGGGCGUUAACUGUAAGAUCUUCACGGAUCCUCAUCCUAUGACGAUGGCUCUGUCUGUACUUGUAACCAUUGAAAUGUUAAACGCUAUGAACAGUUUAUCUGAGAAUCAAUCUCUCAUCACUAUGCCGCCUUGGUCUAACAUGUGGCUCAUUGCCUCUAUGGCUCUUUCUUUCACACUCCACUUUGUCAUCCUUUACAUCGACGUCCUUUCGUCCGUAUUCCAAGUUACCCCUCUAACGGGCGAGGAGUGGAUUACCGUUAUGAAGUUCUCCAUUCCAGUGGUACUUCUCGACGAAACUCUGAAGUUCAUUGCCAGAAAGUUCACAGAUGUGGCACCGCCUGUGACGCCGCCGAAAUAAAGCUCGGGAACUAUAUAGGACGAAAAAUCGACACCAGUCCGGACACAGAGAAAAAUCGUCAGAAUGGCACUUAAACAACACCCACCCAAGCAACAACCCGCAAGCUGACCGAUGGGAUCGAGCCGGAACAGAGAUCUUAAUGAGACACUAUCGACACGUAUACACGGACACACGCGAUAUGUACACACAAUAUAUACACAAACACACAGCAGCAUAGAGUCGUAUAUAGAGAAAAUGAAACGGGACAAACGAAAAACAAUAAGAUGACAGGGGCGCGUUUCUUUUUUUUUUUUUUUUUUUUUUUUUUUUUUUUUUUUUUUUUUUUUUUUUUUUUUUUUCUCUCUCUUUCGUUAAAAGCCAUGUGUACUUUCUGGUAGAACGAGUAUGGCGAGAAUCUAGUGAAUUUUCUGAAAAUUUCCUAGACCGUGAACGAGAUCGCGCCGUGGGCCUGGGUGUUAAUUUCGUCGGCUGUUCUCUUGCUGCGUUCACGCGUUUAUCUUUGCUGAUUUGCCUUCGACAGUCACUCGGAUCCGCGUUCUUAUUCUUCUCUUGCCUCGAGGUAAAAAUAAAAAAAUAAAAAAAGACGUUAAUUAUAUAGGAAAAGACAAGAGGUGUAUCGCGAGCCGAACCGAUCGUGUCGAUACUCGAAGGGUGCAAACACCCUUGGCGAUGCGAAAUUUCGUGAAUCGUCGUAUAUUCGUGAAGUACAUUCGUCGAAACUCUCGAAUAUACCUCGCUAUACUCGUUCCAUCGAUUAUGCUCAAUAUAGUGACCGCGCCCUAGUAGAGGGAUGUUCGGAGAAAGAGUGAGAGGGAUUCACAUUCGUAGAGAACAAGGGGGGUACCAGUGAUCCACGGCGGUGCGGGCGUUCUGUUGAGUAGAAAGGGAAAAGGAAAAUCGAGAAAAGCCGCUUUGACGAAAAGAAAAUGAAGACGCAUACGAUCGAUCAUACGUUUGGGACACCAGGCUUGGAGAACCCGGAAGAGAAACGACAGGGAACGUCUGAUCGGAGCAGCUUGCCUCGAGAGAUCCAUGGAUCGCGAGGAGACGUUGAAAUUCGUCUGGGACGGUUUAGGAAAGGAUCGAACUAAUCGAUGUAUGCCUGUAUUAUGUUGCAGUAAGCGAAACGGUCGUCGACAAGUGGGCCUAGGCUUGUCUCGCCGUGUGCCGCCGGCAACCAAAUUUCUCUGCCAAGCAUAAGCCGAGCAAAGCGAAACACACGAAUAUUAACGAGUAUCUAUAUAACCCUAUCACGAAACUAGGAGGUAACGAGAGCACGGAAGGGGAGCGAGUACGGCCGAAAGCGGAAAGACGAGACAGAGGAACGGAAGCGGAAAGGUACCAGGCGGGUCUCGCGCGAAUCUCUCGAUGAUUUUUCAGCGAAAUUUCACGCUACGACGAUGACGGUUUAGGAGGAUCGAAUCGAUCGUGCAUCUUCGAUGAUGCAGGGAUGACAUAGGUCGCUCCCCGUCAUUCUCUGCAAACCCCCAUUUCCUUGCCUGGCUACCGCGUCAAGCACUGCCGCUGCUUUUCCGUUUCAUCGUUCUCGAUUCCGUGGGAAACUUCGUUCUCGUUGCUUCUUGCUCUUCGCGUAGAGAAUGUACAUAGUCAUAUCGCGUUGUAUCGUAUCGUCGGUAAAAGCGAGACAUCGUGGAGAGGAAGAGUUUGAAAAGCGACUCAAAAGUCUUGGUCCGGGAUUAAGAAUA
This is a messenger RNA of Eufriesea mexicana, 4715 nucleotides long. It is a transcript of the gene SERCA, whose product is annotated as ATPase sarcoplasmic/endoplasmic reticulum Ca2+ transporting SERCA. NCBI's taxonomy places the organism in Eukaryota, Metazoa, Arthropoda, Insecta, Hymenoptera, Apidae. Gene Ontology annotation, biological process: calcium ion transport. The transcript has 13 exons. Gene Ontology annotation, cellular component: membrane. The coding region runs from base 1 to 3009 and encodes 1002 amino acids. The record is from RefSeq and is a predicted model, not a curated record. Gene Ontology annotation, molecular function: P-type calcium transporter activity; ATP hydrolysis activity; ATP binding.